AUUUUAAAAAGUUUUAGAAACUUGCUCUGCCACCUAAUACAUUAUUGGAAUCUCUUACUGAUAAGGUUUGCACAGAGAACGAAGUUACAAGUCGCACCGCGCCAAGAAACGUCCGUGUUUUCUUCAGCUGCAGACAGAAUGAAUAUUCCCUUGCUGCUCCAGCACCCUCACCAGCGGCAUGUCCUAAAGGGCCUUCUGAGAACACCUUUCCCACGGUACCACUGCAUCUUUCGCCCAAGCGCCCGUCUGGGGCCAGGGAGCCUCCGCGCCCGGCCAUUGGACCCCCCGGGACUCCACUGUGCAGAGCGGGUGCUGCCGUCGGGUUGUUUGCGGAGACCAUUAUGCGCACGCGCAACCCUCAAGGAACACCCAGAAGGACUCUCUGAUAAAGAACAAAGAUUUGUGGAUAAACUCUAUACAGGUUUAAUCCAAGGGCAAAGGGCCUGCUUAGCAGAGGCCAUAACUCUCAUAGAAUCAACUCACAGAAGGAAAAAAGACUUGGCCCAGGCGCUUCUUCAGAAGGUACUGGCCUACCACAGGGAGCAAGAACGAUUAAAUAAAGGAAAACCGCGAGCGUUUCGAGUGGGAUUGUCCGGCCCCCCUGGUGCUGGAAAAUCAACCUUCAUAGAGUAUUUUGGAAAAAUGCUCACUGAGAGGGGGCACAAGCUGUCCGUGCUGGCUGUGGACCCUUCGUCUUGUGCUAGCGGGGGAUCCCUCUUGGGUGACAAAACCCGAAUGACUGAGUUAUCGAGAGAUAUGAAUGCGUACAUCAGGCCGUCUCCUACUAGAGGCACCCUGGGAGGGGUGACAAGGACCACCAACGAAGCCAUCCUGCUGUGUGAAGGAGGGGGCUACGACAUCAUCCUCAUCGAGACCGUAGGUGUGGGGCAGUCGGAGUUCGCUGUUGCCGACAUGGUUGACAUGUUCGUGUUACUGCUGCCACCGGCAGGAGGGGAUGAAUUGCAGGGUAUCAAGAGAGGUAUAAUUGAGAUGGCAGACCUGGUGGCCAUCACCAAGUCCGACGGGGACCUGAUCGUGCCGGCGCGCAGGAUCCAGGCGGAGUACGUGAGCGCGCUGAAGCUGCUCCGCCGGCGCUCCGGGGUCUGGCAGCCGAAGGUGGUUCGUAUUUCUGCCCGAAGCGGAGAGGGGAUUGCCGAAAUGUGGGACAGGAUGAGAGAGUUCUGGGACCUGAUGCUGGCCAGCGGGGAGCUGGCCGCGCGGCGGCAGCAGCAGCAGAAGGUGUGGAUGUGGAACCUCAUCCGCGAGAGCGUGCUGGAGCACUUCCGGGCCCACCCCGCGGUCCGGGAGCAGAUUCCUCUGCUGGAGAGGAAGGUCCUCAGUGGCGCCCUCCCCCCGGGCCUGGCGGCGGACUUGCUGCUGAAAGCUUUUCAAGCACGGACUCAUGAGAUGUAUCCCACACACUAAUUUUCCGUAUCGUGUCAUAAAGUGUUUUCAUUCUGAAAGUCACUGGUGUGCUUAUAUUUUCAGUAAUGCUUUCGUGGCGCCCUCAGCCUCUGUAUGCGGGAAAUAAAUGUGCCUGCAAACUGGAGGAAUAUUAGCUGCGGACGGCAGAGGCCAGGGGGUCGGGCAGUGCUUACAAGGUACCUACCUGUGGUCUGUUACUGAGUUCCGUGUCCCCCUGUUUCUCUCCGUCCUCGGCCCGGGCGCCGUGGCCUGUAGGAGAGCUCCCAGCAGUCAGGAGCCGAGGAGGCUGAGGACGGUGAAAGUUCGUGCACCUUGAAAUGCCUUCCUCGGUUCUGUGUUCUCAGGAAAUUUGAGGGAACACGUAAGCAGGAAUCACCACAUUUUGGAAGCCUUCCUUGAGGCCAGAAGAAUACACGGUGGGCUUCUAAGAGCUGAAACCCACGAUUGACCGUUCCAGGGAUUUCUGAAAUGGCCACCCAGGUGCACGAGGCACAGAGCAGUUGGCAGGUGCAGUGACACGAGCACAGCUUCAGAGUUUGCUGCUCUGUCGAGCCAGGGUAAGGAAGGCUGCUGUACAGGUUGUCAGAAUGAUUAGGUGAGAAAUUACAACGUGCUUAGCACUUAAUAAUUGAUGUUAGAAAUAAGUGUUGUUAGAAAUAUUACACAUAGACACGAGAUACAAAUAAAUACACGUUAUUGAUAUGCUAUCCUGAAGGAUGUGAGCUUCAUGAAAAGGGUUAAUUAAUUAUUAACCUAGCUAGUGGUAACGUGCCACCAGAACUCACAGGUGAGGUGUAUGUAGUCAUCAGGGCCCUCCUGGCUCCAAUUUCGUCUCACCGUUUUUGCAGCUCCAGUUCCCAAUUUAACACUUCAUAAUUCCUGGGUUCCUCAUUUCCGAUUCCUGGCAGAAACAUGAUUGGCCUGUUCAGCUUUCAGAGGCACUGGAGGUCGCGGAGGGAAACCCCUGAGCGAGUUGCCCAGAAGCAGUAGCCCACCUCAACCUGUGUUCCAGGGCCUGGAGAAGGGAUAAGUACGGUUGCUCCUUGGUCAGCAGGAGCAGUCUGGAAGGCCCCAUUUCCCCGGGUUGCAGGUGGGGCGGGCAGUGUGUGCGCUUCCCCGGAGAACAAACUCUCAGGGAGACAGCGCGGGCGUCGGUGCGCACCGGGGGUCUGCCUGAGCAGCCGGCAUGGCCGGGCCUCAGACGCAUGCCUCCCCUGGCUCCUCACUCAGCGACCUCUCUGUUACGUGGGUUUGAACCAGCCCUUAAGAAAAAUGUAUGGGCUGCUGACUGUAAUCUUUUAAAUUGUUCCUGUUCUUCCUUAGGUUAUCGGGCUGUUGAAUUCUAGAAAUGUCACUGUUUACUGGAGAUUUGCUACCCACACUACAUCUUAGGGCAAGAACUUAAGAAAUCACACCACCUCUUGAUAAAACCCGUGAUGUUGCUGGUUCCAGGAACUUCCUUCCCCUUCGCUCCGGUCACUUGGGGCUCCUGGAACCACAGAGGACACAGACCGCUGCACGCAGCGCACUGCAGGGCACCGGCACCGUUGCUGCGGUUUGAGUUGGGUCCACCUGAAGAGAGACCCUGAAGUCCCAGUCCUCAGUCUCUGCGGAUGCGCUUACUUGGCAACAGGAUCAUUGCAGAUGUGAGGAGCCGAGAUGCGGUCGUGCUGGGGUUGGAUGGGCCCUGACCCAACAUGGCCGAUGUCCUCAUUGGAAGACGGUCAUGGGAAGGCGGAGACACGGGGGGCCACCGUGGAGAUGAAGACAGAGACUGGAGGGAAGCAGCUUUGUGCUGAAGACAGCUGGAAAACGGGUGGACUCGAGAAAGAGGCGAGGAAGGACCCUCCCACGUGUUCCAGGGGGAGCGCGGCCCCGCUGACACCUGGAUUGCAGGGCGGACAGCUAGACUCCAGAACGCGAGAGGGUACGUUUCUGUUGUGUUAAGCCACCCAGCCCGUGGUGCCUCGUUACCGCAGCUCCAGGACAUUAAUGUCAACCCCCGUCUGAGCCUGACGCAAAGAAGGAACUUCUGCCAAGAUUUCAUCACACUCCUCCCCACCCCCGCUAAGAGUAUAGUCUGUGACCUCCCAGUUCUGCCUUCCCUUGGGACCUCCGAAACCUAUAAAACAAAAGGAACACAAGAGUGUCCUCAUGUUUGUUUUGACAAGUGCUGCACCCCGCGUCUGCUGCUGUCCCGCCGCUCAGUGUCGGGCUUUGACUCUCCCGAAGGACCCACGUUUACAAGUCUGGGAGGCUGGGUGUGCGCAAGAGGGUCUCAGGAAGUUACAGAGGCAUUCUGGGGCUGUUAGCCGUGAGCAGCCGAGGAGCCGCGGGGAAACGUGUGGCCAGCCCAGGCUCCUCUGCCUGCGGGGAUGACGUCUGGUGCCCGCCGGCGAGUGGGGGAGGGGUCGAGCACACAGGACGUGUUCUGCCCUUAGACCUCUCACUCUGGCUUAUUCCACUCUACGAUGCCUGUUAAGCUGCUCUGCCAUCAAGCCCUGUCAUGUGGUAUCUGCAACAUGAAUUUUUAGCUCAAAAUAAGUUAACCUUAAUCGUGUGCUGGUAGGGAUUUGUACCCCAGCACAAAAGUUGCAUCAUUGUAUAUAAUAUACCUACUUUCUAAUAUUUAGAAAGUGUACCCAGCUAGAUUUGUAUUCUGUUAAUCUUUUUCACACAGUCCCCUACUUAAAGGAGGGUGGCAGGAAAAAUGCGGCAGAUAUAUCAUUGUAUGUGCUGGGAAUAGACCAGUGUGGCACAGAAUAAUAAAUGGUGGUGUUCAGUGACCCAGAA
Messenger RNA from Phyllostomus discolor (pale spear-nosed bat), 4218 nucleotides. RefSeq names its product metabolism of cobalamin associated A (gene MMAA). Lineage: Eukaryota; Metazoa; Chordata; Mammalia; Chiroptera; Phyllostomidae. The coding region runs from base 139 to 1425 and encodes 428 amino acids. The transcript has 7 exons. Gene Ontology annotation, cellular component: cytoplasm. Gene Ontology annotation, molecular function: GTP binding; ATP hydrolysis activity; GTPase activity. The record is from RefSeq and is a predicted model, not a curated record.